AUGUUGGACAAAAUCAUUGUCAACUCCUAUAACUUAUGGGUUGUUGUUUUUGUUGCCAUAGGCACAAUCAGCACUGCGUACGGCUUAGCCAUCAUCGGGUCGACCGUAGGUCAGCCUAACUUUUACAUCUACUUCAACCUUGCAACGGCAGGAGAGCCAGGAUAUGAUCAUACUACUAAUAUGAUUGGGGCUCUUAACGGUGUGAACUCAGCCGGCGCAAUAUUUGGCUGUGCAGUAGAUUUAGCCAUGUUUCUCGUUGGUCGUUUCGUUGCAGGCUGGGGCGCAGGAAUGCUAGCCUGCGUUGUCCCAAUGUAUCAAGCCGAGGUGUCUACGCCGGAAACAAGAGGAGCCAUGAUAAUGUACGCUGUUGGCUAUUCACUAGCAGGCUGGCUCGGGUACGCUUGCUAUUUCAUGUCCGCCGACAACCCUCACGUUGAAUUCUCCUGGCGCUUCCCUCUGGCUUUCCAAUGCUUUUUCCCACUCGUUCUGCUGCUCGGUCAAGGAUUCGUUCCUUACUCCCCACGUUGGCUCCUUUCCAAAGGUCGGCGUAAGGAAGCAUGGGAGAUAGUGAAGAAACUUCAUGCAACUAAGGCAGACAUCAAUCACGUUCGAGCUAAGGAGGAAUUCUACCUUAUCGAGAAGCAAUACGAAUUGGACGCUAGCCUACCAAAUCGAUUUCUUGAGAUCUUUAGGAACGGGCCAGAUAGGAAGCGAGCUUUGAUCGGGUUCAUACUCAUGUGGGGCGAUCAGUUCUUAGGAAUAUUUGUUUUGACGAACUAUGGUGUUUUGAUCUAUGCAUCACUUGGCUUGACAGGUUCGAUACCGCUUCUCCUCAAUGCUUGCUGGACAUCGUUCACCCUAAUUGGAAACACUUGGACGGCAUUCUAUGUUGACAAGUUUGGUCGCCGUACGUUUAUGCUGAUAGGUUCCAUCGGUUGCACAGUUUGCGUGAUCUUCUUGUGUGCUCUCACAGCGGAGUUCCUGAAUACUGAAAAUACAGCCGGUCUACGAGCUGCUGUCUUUUUUAUUUUCUUUUACAUCUUCUGGUGGUGUUUCUUUAUUGAUGCGACACAAUACGUGUAUAUUGCAGAGAUCUUUCCAAAUCAUUUACGUUCUCAGGGUGUUGCCCUUGGCUUGUCUAGCUUUUAUCUGGCGUCCGAGAUCACGCUCGUCGGAGCACCUGUUGCACUCAACCAGAUUGGCUGGAAGUUUUACUUAGUUCUGAUAUGUCCUAGCAUCGUUUAUAUCACUCUGAUCUACUUUUUGUUCCCUGAAACGAAAGGUCGAACAUUAGAAGAGAUUGGUGCUCUUUUCGGCGACACGAAUAUUGCAAGUCAUUGGUAUGGCUUGACGGAGGAGGAGAAAAUCAAGAUCCAUGAGCAGGCUUUGGAGAAAAAGUACACUCAUGAUAAAGACGAAGAUGAACAGAAUACCCGGGAAAAGAUGAGUGUUGACGAAGCUAACGACGAUUAUGACAAGAAAGAAGAGCAUUUGGCGUCAACCCACUAA
This is a messenger RNA of Verruconis gallopava, 1509 nucleotides long. RefSeq lists its product as uncharacterized. Gene Ontology annotation, biological process: transmembrane transport; carbohydrate transport. Gene Ontology annotation, molecular function: carbohydrate:proton symporter activity. Gene Ontology annotation, cellular component: membrane. NCBI's taxonomy places the organism in Eukaryota, Fungi, Ascomycota, Dothideomycetes, Venturiales, Sympoventuriaceae. The record is from RefSeq and is a predicted model, not a curated record. Bases 1 to 1509 code for a protein of 502 amino acids. The transcript has 7 exons.